CCCCCAUUGUUCGCCGGGGCGAGUCACUCAGAGCGGGGCGGAGUGGAGUCGAGUGAGAGGCAAGCAGGGCGGUGGCGACAGGGCCGGCAGAGCAGCCAUGGAGGUGGUGAAUAUGAUAGAGCAACCCAUCAAGGUGACAGAAUGGCAGCAAACAUACACCUACGACUCAGGCAUCCAUUCCGGAAUUAACACCCAGGUGCCUUCAGUCAGCAGCAAGUGCUUGGUGGAUGAUGAUGAUGUUUAUGGCAAGCAGUACACAAUUAAGAAGACCACCACUUACAGCCAGUCUGGAGCUGGGCAGGCCCAAGUUCAGGCCCAGGCCCAAGCGGAAUUGGAGUCCCAGCUUGCCAUGACCCGUGCCCAGCGCAUCAGGGCUGCCAUGUAUCCAGAGACAGUGGAGGAUCGCUCCCUUCUCAUCACCACCCAAGUUGAAGGGCAGCAAACAAACGUGCAGAGGCUGGCCGAGCCUUCUCAGAUGCUCAAGUCUGCCAUUGUGCACCUCAUCAACUACCAGGAUGACGCUGAGCUGGCCACUCGCGCGAUCCCUGAACUCACCAAACUCUUGAAUGAUGAGGAUCCGGUGGUCGUCAGCAAAGCAGCCAUGAUUGUGAACCAACUGUCCAAGAAGGAGGCGUCACGCCGGGCUCUGAUGCAGUCCCCGCAGAUUGUCGCUGCUGUGGUGCGCACCAUGCAGAACACUAGCGACCUCGAUACGGCCCGCUGCACUACCAGCAUCCUGCACAACUUGUCCCACCACCGUGAAGGGCUGCUUUCCAUCUUCAAGUCUGGGGGCAUCCCAGCUCUUGUGCGCAUGCUCAGCUCUCCCGUGGAGUCGGUCUUGUUUUAUGCCAUCACCACCCUUCACAACCUGCUGCUGAACCAGGAAGGUGCCAAAAUGGCUGUGCGUCUGGCAGAUGGCCUUCAAAAGAUGGUCCCCCUGCUGACCAAGAAUAACCCAAAGUUCCUUGCCAUCACCACUGACUGCCUGCAGUUGCUUGCAUAUGGGAACCAAGAAAGCAAGCUCAUCAUUUUGGCCAACAGUGGCCCCCAGGCUCUUGUCCAGAUCAUGCGCAGUUACACAUAUGAGAAACUGCUGUGGACUACCAGCCGUGUCCUCAAGGUCCUGUCCGUCUGUCCCAGCAACAAGCCAGCCAUUGUGGAAGCUGGUGGCAUGCAAGCUCUGGGAAAGCACCUGACUAGCUCCAGCCCAAGGCUUGUGCAGAACUGCCUAUGGACUCUGAGGAACCUCUCAGAUGUGGCCACAAAGCAGGAGGGUCUCGACGGUGUGCUGAAGAUCCUGGUCAGCCAGCUGAGCUCAGAUGAUAUCAACGUGCUGACCUGUGCCACUGGCACCCUCUCAAACCUGACCUGCAACAAUAGCAAGAACAAGACCCUGGUGACCCAGUCGAAUGGCGUGGAGGCUCUGAUACACACCAUCCUCCGAGCAGGAGACAAAGAGGACAUCACUGAACCAGCGGUCUGUGCUCUCAGGCACCUCACUAGCCGGCACCCAGAAGCUGAGAUGGCCCAGAACUCCGUGCGGAUCAACUAUGGCAUUCCUGCUAUCGUGAAGCUGCUUAAUCAGCCCAAUCAGUGGCCGUUGAUCAAGGCGACCAUUGGACUCAUCCGUAACCUGGCCUUGUGCCCUGCCAACCACAUUCCCCUGCAGGAAGCUGCCGUCAUCCCGCGCCUGGUCCAGCUGCUCGUGAAGGCUCACCAAGACGCCCAGCGCCACGCAGCUGCUGGCACGCAGCAGCCAUACACGGAUGGGGUAAAGAUGGAAGAGAUUGUGGAAGGCUGCACAGGCGCACUGCAUAUUUUGGCUCGUGACCCCAUGAACCGGAUGGAAAUCUUCCGCCUGAACACCAUUCCUCUCUUUGUGCAGCUCCUGUACUCUCCAGUCGAAAACAUCCAGCGUGUGGCAGCUGGUGUGCUCUGUGAGCUGGCCCAGGAUAAAGAGGCAGCCGAUGCCAUCGAUGCAGAGGGCGCCUCAGCACCACUCAUGGAGCUUCUGCACUCCAGGAAUGAAGGCACAGCUACAUACGCAGCAGCUGUGCUGUUCCGCAUCUCUGAAGACAAGAACCCCGACUAUCGGAAGCGUGUCUCCGUGGAACUCACCAACUCACUUUUCAAGCAUGAUCCUGCCGCUUGGGAAGCUGCCCAGAGCAUGAUACCUAUUCAUGAACCAUACACUGAUGUGGAGCUAGAUGCCGGUUAUCGCGGCAUGUACUCGGGCGAAAUUCCCAUGGACCCCAUGGACGUGCACAUGGAGAUGGACGGUGACUAUGGCAUGGACGCGUACAGCGACGGCGUGCGGGCACCCUACACGGACCACAUGCUUGCUUAACACGCCCCCUUGGGCAGGGCUCAAGAUGUUUUCUUAACACAGAAGAGGGCAGCCCCAGUGCUCAACCAUGGGCACUUGGGAGACAGAAGUGCCUGAGAAAGAUGAUGACAAACUCUUCCUUUCACUGCAAGGAGGUUCUAUUUUCUAAAGCAAAACCAUUUUUCCCUCUUGUGGGCAAAAGGAAAGACCUCCACCCCAUCGUUGGACUGCUCCUAACAACCUUGUGAUAACUUUUUACUAGCAGUCCACAAGAUCCUCCCCUGCACCACCACCACGCACCCACUUUUAAUCAGCCUAUCCUCCUCCUGCCCCGCACCAGUUUUUCUGCAAAUCUGGACAACAUUGUCAAACUGCCAUUGGAUCCUCACCAGAGUAUUUUUCAAAUGCACACACAUUUUUCUGUGUUGUAUAUUGACAGAUUUUUCUUUCUCUGAUUGCACUUCUAACGCUUGUCAAUUGGGAAGUGUGCAAAAUGGAAACGUUGCUAUUUUUUCUUUUGCCUUUGAGGAUUUUUUUUAAAAAUAAAGAACAGCUGAUGGGUGUGAGUUUGCCAAGAAAGGAACAGCUUUGCAUUUCUCAGCUUCAUUUUUUUAACCUUCAGCAGAUGUGGCGGUGGGCUUUGGCACCUCAGUUGAAGAAUCCCUUAAACCUACAAAGUGGAGUAACUAACAAUUCUAAGAAAACUCUCCUUCUACUGACGACCUCUUGCACAUUUUUAACCUAAGCCCUUCCUUUUCUUCCCUCCCCCAACUUUCCUGGUGAUUGGCAUGUUCUCUUCUCCCUUCCCCUCUUGUUCCUUCUAAUGCAUUUUUAAAAGCGGCUCUCUCAAUGUGAUGGCUUGAGGCUUCCACUGGAAAAGGGAUCGAUGUAGCUGCAAAUAUACUUCAGAAAAUUUUAUUAUUAUUUCUCUAAGGGAUUUUUUUGUAUAGACCAAAGCGAAAAAACAAAUAAAAACUCAAACCCAAACUUGCAA
Messenger RNA from Varanus komodoensis (Komodo dragon), 3320 nucleotides. It is a transcript of the gene JUP, whose product is annotated as junction plakoglobin. Gene Ontology annotation, biological process: positive regulation of transcription by RNA polymerase II; cell adhesion. Lineage: Eukaryota; Metazoa; Chordata; Lepidosauria; Squamata; Varanidae. Bases 98 to 2347 code for a protein of 749 amino acids. The transcript is spliced from 15 exons. Gene Ontology annotation, molecular function: protein phosphatase binding; alpha-catenin binding; transcription coactivator activity. The record is from RefSeq and is a predicted model, not a curated record. Gene Ontology annotation, cellular component: adherens junction; catenin complex.